Messenger RNA from Fusarium odoratissimum NRRL 54006, 3602 nucleotides. RefSeq lists its product as uncharacterized. Gene Ontology annotation, cellular component: nucleus. The record is from RefSeq and is a predicted model, not a curated record. The coding region runs from base 1078 to 2847 and encodes 589 amino acids. Gene Ontology annotation, molecular function: zinc ion binding; DNA-binding transcription factor activity, RNA polymerase II-specific; DNA binding. Lineage: Eukaryota; Fungi; Ascomycota; Sordariomycetes; Hypocreales; Nectriaceae. The transcript has 5 exons. Gene Ontology annotation, biological process: DNA-templated transcription; regulation of DNA-templated transcription.
CACACAGCAAGUUGAGAUUGCCAUGUCCAGUGGAUGCUCAACAACGCAAUAUUUGCUUCUUUUAGUCAAGUCAAGAAGUCGGAUCGCAACGAAGCAACAUUGACCAAUGGGAAGAACCAAAUGGCUUUACGAACUAUGGUUUCAUGAUGGCGAUAGCCAUUUGUUAUCAGGCGAUUGAGCCACAAAGAAUCUAGGAGAUGCAUGUUGGAAUGGGGCAUCACAAUCACUAAGCAUAUUCCAUCUGACAGUCUCACUUGAUCGCCUCGCUUAUCUCCGCUGGUCCCGUUAGGACCCAUCGCUUCGAAUAACCGCCGACGACUCGCAAAACCCUCGGCACGAAAUUAGCAAUGGAACCGAAGUGAUGCAUCUCUUCUCUUCUCGUGUGCCACCUAGCCACCCACCCAUUCAUUGAUCUGCAGGCGGGCAAAUGCAUCUUAUUAACAACGUUCAAGCAGCAUUUUCUCCACUCCGAACCCAUCAACAUGAUUAAUCGCCUUUUCUAUUGCCGGUGUUAUGGUCGUUUCUAUUCAUCUUGUUUUGAUGCGUAGCGCUCCUGUCAUCUUGGUUCUUUUUACAAAGCACUCUGCGUUCAUACCCAAAAGUAACAAUAACAUCACACAUAUCCCGUGCUUCCACAUUUACUCCUAGUCGACAAACUCAUAUCCAUGCGGAACAUCGAUCCUUAGUUUGGCGGCUCUAUAAUCCAUCGUCAUGGGAGAGGGGGCUCAGCGAAGAGAAGUCAGCUAUCGAUCUGCAUGCACAGAAUGUGCACGCCGCAAGCAAAGGGUAACAAACCCCAAACUUGGCCAUUUACAGAACGGCCGGCAAGUUGCUAUGCAUUCAUUCUGAAAAUGCUAAACAUAUACCCAGUGCAACCGUGAGUGGCCAUGCAGCGGAUGUCAGAAACGCAAGGUGGCCGACAAAUGUCGUUUCAAGGACACCAACCAGCCAACUGCUGACAGGGUUGCCUUGGAUAGGCAGAGAAAGAAUCGUACCAACAACAAAACCGGCCCGGACUCAGGAGACGAAGUCGACAUUGAAGGCACAAGAAGUGAUGAUAUUGACACUUUGGGUUAUAUGCCUUCCAAUCUUAUUUUUGAUCUGACGUCGGAACAAGAGACCACCAGGAGUGCAUCACAAGAAUUCGUGAAGGAUUUUAGAAGUUUUCCACAACUUGAAAGAGCUCUAAGAGUCAUUCCCGCCAGGCCUUUUACCGACACACUUGUCCAGAACUUCCUCAGCAAUGUCAACUACCACUACUACAUCGUCUAUCCGCCAUCUUUCAUAGAGCAAUAUCAACUGUGGUGGACAGCACGAACCGAGAACCGCCCUCUUAGCGUCCAAUGGACUUGCCUUCUCCUAACAAUUUGCGCAUGUGCCUCGCAGUAUACCGAUGUCGAAUUGCAGCGGAAUCUUGAGGUUGGCCUUGGUUUUUCGAUCCAGCGUAUAAGUGAGCGGUUUCAUGAAGCUGCCCGAGAGCUGGGAAGUGCUAUAUCCCUUGGUCAUGGCCACAUUAUCAAUGUCCAGCAACUCCUGCAUUCUUGUUACUGGUUCAAGGCCGAAGCCCGUUUUAUCGAAUGUUGGCAUGUUUUGAACGCUGCUAUUCGAGAGGCCCAAGAACUAUCCAUCCAUCAAGAAGGCAAGGCAGGCCCCAUCUCAGAAUUUGACUUGGAAGUAAGACGGAGAAUCUGGUGCAUUCUGGACACUUGGGACUGGCAAAUUUCGACACUGUUGGGUAGGCCUAUGAUUAUCGACCGAGCCGACUGCGAUGUCAGUCUUCCAAGUCUCGGCUUGGAAGGAUGCCAAUACUCGCCUCUAUUACACAUGAAGAUGCAAUGCAGCGUAAUACGACAACUUUCUAGAAGAUUCGGCUCGCCGAAAAACGUUAUGACCCAUGCAGAUGUUCAGGAAUACCAGAGCAUCAUUGAGACAUGGAUCGCAACCUUUCCACCUCCCUUCAACGUCCAGCAUCCGGACAGGUCUUCAGACGCUUCGUGUCCCUGGAUGGUCCUUCACAGACAUAUACUGCAUACUGUGGCAUUUUCAAUGCUUCUACAGCCUAUCCGUGGUUUCCUUACAAGACCCUUUGCUAUAGGAUCCUUAGAGGCAGAGCUGCAAAUACGCAGCGACGGCAUCAACUAUUGUCUAGAGCUGAUGGCGUCUUUGCGUAGAUUUUUCAAAUAUGUCUACCCCCGAGAUGCGAAGUUCCAUUUUGUUCUCUUUUGUAUUUUCGACAUCUCGACAGUCUUAUGCUCAGCAGUUCUUCAUGAUGAGCAUCAUACACUUCCUCGACGAGACGAUGUUUACAAAGCCAUCGAUGAGGCGCAUGCCAUGUUGCAGGAGCUUAGGAUGGUGACUAAAUCAGCCAAGGCAUCAUACGGGAUCCUCACUCGAAUCGUUCAGCGUCUCCCACGGCCAACAACAACGCAUAACAUGGCUAGCAAAAGCCCUGUGCCCUCGAGACCCCAAGCUCCCCCAGAAGCUGCUGCAUCGCCACAAACACUAUCGCCAGGCAGCGUAUCACAUUCCCAAAAUUCCCCUCCGGCGGCAACUUUCUCACCUUCCCCCGUUAUUAUCCCUACACCAGGGGCAGUGUCUCCAGUAUACACCUUGGGAGGUGUUCCUGUCGUGGGUGGUGACUUUGCGCCUCCCAUUGCAUACGCUGCUACUGCACCAUGUUCUGACUGGCAGCCACAAUUGUACAUGCAGAACCCAACAGGUUUCGUGCCCGCCGACCUGCCCCCUGAGGGGGGCCCUGUGUUCGCGAACAUCUCGGACGAAGAGCUGGGAGAAUUGGCCAAUUUAUGGAAUUACCAGUCUCUUGACUUCAGUUUCAUGAGCACAUAGUUAUGCGUCCGGUGUGCCUAUAGCAUGGGUACAAGGCCAUAUCUGGCUGAAAUCUUGACGGACAUGGAGUGAUAAACCAGGCAACACUGGAGAUUGCUCAGUGCAAUCCUCAAGAUGAUAGGACUACGUGGUGUUUAUGAUAGCUAUGGGAUAUUCGACGCACCAAUGAGUUGCUCCUCUUUGGGAUCAUAAGAUUUAUCAGCGCCAGGACGCUUUGAUAUAUGACAGCCUGCCAAAGCGUGUCGCUCAUGGUAUAGCCAAUAUUCGCAGUGAGCAACACGCUUGGACUAUGAUGUGUAGCGUGACGAAAUGAGUAGGACUUACGGAUUUACGAAAUCAUGAAAGAAAUUCAUUGCUAUAGACUGGCAAAAACAUGUGAAAGUUUACGAGAGGGCUGCUCAAACGAGAACUGGGGUGAUUCAUAUGACAGGUUCGACUUUGCAAGCAGAGAUUGUAAAACCACGAAGUGGUUGUCGAGAUGUACCGCUCUAGGUUCGGUUUUGGUCAUCUCGCAAGAUCAGAUCACGCAUUUGGGGAAGUUGUGAUGAGAUGAUGACAACAUACGCCGUGAACUUAUGCUGCUUCAAGAGAUGAAUAAUUGAAGCUUCACAGAACUCCAGAGGAUAGGAACACCCAUGCCCACCACAUUAUGUUUUUUAUUUAUAAUCAAUGCCUGUCUACCCCUGUGUAAUGCAAUAUACCUUAGUGCUCUGAACGAUACCAAUCUAUAAUAGCACAAUAAACCCAGCAUGUCG